Molecule: messenger RNA, 6662 nt
Organism: Nyctereutes procyonoides (raccoon dog)
Lineage: Eukaryota; Metazoa; Chordata; Mammalia; Carnivora; Canidae
Gene: TMEM94
Product: transmembrane protein 94
Exons: 33
Coding region: 1770-5915 (1381 amino acids)
Source: RefSeq, a predicted model, not a curated record
GAAGUAGAAUGACAUAAGGCACAGGCGAUUGGCUAGAUCGGUUCAACAAACAUUUACCGGGUGCAGGUUCUGAGUAAGGUGCUGUGGGGGCUGCCAGGAUAAGCCAGCUGCCUUUUGGGAGUUCCAGGUCUUACAAAAAUAAUACUUUACAAAGUAUUACUUCCAUAAAGGCGGCAACAGAAACACAGCACUAGAGAGUGAGAAUUUCAAUGACUCAAAGUCAGGGAUGGCUUUGGGGCAGGGAGCAUUAGAGGUGAAUUUUCAGGAUGGGUGUGUAUUUGAAGGUUGGCUUUAUUGGUUAGGAAGGAAUCUUCAAAGGGUAGGGAACCUCUUGGGAAAAAGAGCAGAGGUGGGAGGGUCCCAGAUGCAUUUAGAGGAUGGCGAAUCUAUGCGGCUGCAGGAAUAGUUUGGCCUGUGGGGAAUUAGCCUGGAAACAUAUGUCUGAGUUGAUUUAUAAGGGGCCUUGAAUGUCAGGAAGAGAGAUACAGAGAUCUCCCUGUAUAGAGUGGUAUCUAUUUGCAAAAGAUCAACUGCAGAAGAUUGUUGUGUGCAGAAAGGUAACAUGAUGUUUUAAGCCAGGGCUAGAACAGUUGAAACAUAUAAGAGUAGAUACCAAAAUAUCUUCUUGUUCAGCUGAGAAGAGAGAUUUUAAUUAUAUAAUUAAAUUCAUUAAUGGGGGAAGGGGACUCUUACUUCCCAAGGCCAGCCAUGACCCUCUUUUAAUUUUAUAAACAGACAGAGAAGCAAAACACAAAAAAACAAGUGUCCAGACUUCCAUCUCUGGGAAAACUGAAGUAAAUACUGACACAGGCUUGCUUUGUUUUCCCAAGAGAGCUCUCCCAGGCGAUUUCUCUAAUUAUCCAAGAAAAAAAAAAUUUUUUUUAAGCUUGUUUUUUCCCUUUAGGGUACAGCUGAGCUGAAGGGAAAACUGAAGUCUUGCCUUAGGUUCUCCAGCUUUGGUUCGGUUGCAGUAUUAGUCUCCGAGGGACUCUCUCCGAGGUCUCUAAGCCAGGUGUCUCUAGGCAUUUGCUCACAGCAACAAGAGGGGAGCUUAGAAGAAAUAGCAGAUCCUGGCGUUCUACAAAAGGGCUGAUUAAAAAAAAAAAAGGCGGCUUGGGUGGGGCUCUAUCUUUUUAGGAUAUACAUAGGAAAAGUAAUUGAGGUGGAAGCCGUGCCCUCGCCUCUGGUCAGGACCUCUGGACCUGAAAGCGUCAGAGCCACACACCCACAGGUGGACAGCGGGUCCCUACUCUCCCGCCGGCAGCGCUCGGCCUUUAAUUCCGCCAGGCUCCCAGAGGGACUGUUUCAGCUACAGUCUAGCGCGCUCUGCAGCCAAUAAGAAACCAGGACUCUCCGCCCAUCUCGGGUUUUCACCAAUCGGCGUCCAGCACUUUGGCCUGCUAGCGGCGCCUCGGUUGUCCGAGAAGGGAGGCAAGCCCCCUUAGAGUUGCCAGCACCGGACAUGGCCGCGGCCCCUGGAGGAGGGGAAGCGAAGUGAGGAGGGGGCAGGGAGGGAAGAGGACGCGGGCGAGGAGGACAGCCCCCCGGGCCCCGGAUCCUUUUGAGAAAGAGAUUUGUGACAGGAAUAUUCCUUCAUAGAAAGGCGAACAGAAAAAUACUGGGAAAUACUUGGAAAGGAUAUACACUAGAGAGAAUGUCAAAGAUGCUGUGACAGUGACAGAGUCAUUGGUCCUUGUACAUGCCGGGGAGGAGCCUUCCUUUUGGGGGUGACCGCAUUCAUCUGGGCAUGCCUGCAGUACUCUGGGCCCAUGGAUGUGAAGGAGAAGCGCACGGGCGAGCCACCCUUGGCCCUGGGCCUGUCUACCUGGAAGGCCCUCAGCAUCCUGAAGGAGCAGCUGGAGGCGGUGCUGGAGGGACACCUGAAGGAGCGGAAGAAAUGUCUCACAUGGAAGGAGCUGUGGAGAAGCAGCUUCCUGCACCACAGUAACCGCUGCUCCUGCUUCCACUGGCCUGGAGCCUCACUCAUGCUGCUGGCUGUGCUGCUGCUGCUCGGCUGUCAUGGGAGCCAGCCAGCGGGCAGCCGUGGGGUGGAGCUGGUGAAUGCCUCAGCACUGUUCCUCUUGCUGCUUCUCAACCUCCUCCUCAUUGGGCGGCAAGAUCGGCUGAAGCGUAAGGAGGUAGAGCGGAGGCUCCGAGGGAUCAUUGACCAAAUCCAAGAUGCACUCAGGGAUGGCAAGGAGAUCAAGUGGCCCGAUGCCAUGUACCCAGACCUCCACAUGCCCUUUGCACCAUCCUGGUCUCUGCACUGGGCCUACAGAGAUGGACAUCUGGUCAACCUGCCAGUUAGCCUGUUAGUAGAAGGAGACAUCAUAGCCCUGAGGCCUGGCCAGGAAUCAUUUGCCUCUCUGAGGGGGAUCAAGGAUGAUGAACACAUCGUCUUAGAGCCGGGAGACCUGUUUCCUCCUUUUUCUCCACCUCCUUCCCCCCGGGGAGAAGUAAAGAAAGGGCCGCAGAACCCCCAGCAGCACCGGUUGUUCCGCGUCCUCGAGACCCCAGUGAUUGACAAUAUCAGAUGGUGCCUGGACAUGGCCCUGUCCCGCCCAGUCACUGCCCUGGACAACGAGAGGUUCACGGUGCAGUCGGUGAUGUUGCACUACGCCGUGCCUGUGGUCCUGGUGCGUGAGGCGGGCCUCGCGGGCAGGGGAGAGGGCCAGGAAAUGGGGGAGCCUCAGGGCCAGAUUCAGGCUGGCUUCCUUAUCACCAAUGCCCUGCGCUUCAUGCUGAAUGCCCCUGGCAUCACAUCCUGGCAGUACACCCUCCUCCAGCUACAGGUGAAUGGCGUCCUGCCCAUCCUUCCCCUGCUCUUUCCAGUCCUCUGGGUUCUGGCAACCGCCUGUGGAGAAGCUCGAGUCCUGGCCCAGAUGAGCAAGGCCUCUCCCAGCUCCCUGCUGGCCAAGUUCUCAGAGGAUACUCUCAGCAGCUAUACAGAAGCCGUCUCCUCUCAGGAAAUGCUACGAUGCAUUUGGGGCCACUUCCUGCGGGUGAUCCAAGGGACAUCACCGACUCUGAGCCAUAGCUCCAGCCUGCUGCACAGCUUGGGCUCCGUCACGGUCCUGUGCUGUGUGGACAAACAGGGGAUCCUGUCAUGGCCCAACCCCAGCCCAGAGACUGUGCUGUUCUUUAGUGGGAAAGUGGAGCCCCCACACAGCAGCCAUGAGGACCUAACAGAUGACCUGUCCACCCGCUCCUUCUGCCAUCCCGAGGUAGAGGAGGAGCCCCACGAACGAGAUGCCCUCCUGGCCGGUUCCCUGAACACUACCCUGCACCUUUCCAAUGAGCAGGAACGUGGCGACUGGCCUGGUGAUGGUCCCAAGCCCCCUGAAUUCUACUCUCACCACAAAGCACACGGCCGCAACAAACACCCAUCUGGCUCCAACGUGAGCUUCAGCAGGGACACAGAGGGCGGUGAAGAAGAGCCUGGCAAGCCCGGGCUGGAGGGCGAGCCCUAUGAAGCAGAAGACUUUGUGUGUGACUACCACUUGGAGAUGCUGAGCCUGUCACAGGACCAGCAGAACCCCUCCUGCAUCCAGUUCGAUGACUCCAACUGGCAGCUCCACCUCACCUCCCUGAAGCCCCUGGGUCUCAACGUGCUACUGAAUCUGUGUAACGCCAGCGUCACUGAGCGUCUGUGCCGGUUCUCGGACCAUCUGUGCAACAUCGCCCUACAGGAGAGCCACAGCGCCGUCCUGCCCGUGCAUGUGCCCUGGGGCCUCUGCGAGCUCGCCCGACUCAUAGGCUUCACCCCCGGGGCCAAGGAGCUCUUCAAGCAGGAGAAUCACCUUGCACUCUACCGCCUCCCCAGUGCUGAGAUGGUGAAGGAGACCUCACUGGGGAGGCUCUCCUGUGUCACCAAGCGGCGUCCCCCCCUCAGCCAUAUGAUUAGUCUCUUCAUCAAGGACACCACCACGAGCACAGAACAGAUGCUGUCUCAUGGCACAGCCGACGUGGUCUUAGAGGCCUGUACAGACUUCUGGGAUGGGGCGGACAUCUAUCCGCUUUCCGGUUCUGACAGAAAGAAAGUGCUGGAUUUUUAUCAGCGAGCCUGCCUGUCUGGUUACUGCUCUGCCUUCGCCUAUAAGCCCAUGAGCUGUGCCCUGUCCUCUCAGCUCAAUGGCAAGUGCAUCGAGCUGGUGCAGGCGCCUGGCCAGAGCAGCAUCUUCACCAUGUGUGAGCUGCCCAGCACCAUCCCCCUCAAGCUGAGCACGCGCCGCAACAGCUGGAGCUCUGACGAAGGGAUCGGGGAGGUGCUGGAGAAGGAAGACUGCAUGCAGGCCCUGAGUGGCCAGAUCUUCAUGGGCAUGGUGUCCUCUCAGUACCAGGCCCGGCUGGACAUUGUGCGCCUCAUCGACGGGCUGGUCAAUGCCUGCAUCCGCUUUGUCUACUUCUCUUUGGAGGACGAGCUCAAAAGCAAGGUGUUUGCAGAAAAGAUGGGCCUGGAGACAGGCUGGAACUGUCACAUCUCCCUCACGCCCAAUGGUGACAUGCCUGGCUCUGAGAUCCCCCCUUCCAGCCCUAGCCAUGCCGGCUCCUUGCAUGAUGACCUGAAUCAGGUGUCCCGAGAUGAUGCGGAAGGACUCCUCUUAAUGGAGGAGGAGGGUCACUCAGACCUCAUUAGCUUCCAGCCUACGGACAGCGACCUCCCCAGCUUCCUGGAGGACUGCAACCGGGCCAAGCUGCCGCGUGGCAUCCACCAGGUGCGCCCCCACCUACAGAACAUUGACAACGUGCCCCUGCUAGUACCCCUGUUCACCGACUGUACCCCUGAGACCAUGUGUGAGAUGAUCAAGAUCAUGCAGGAAUAUGGGGAGGUGACCUGCUGCCUGGGCAGCUCUGCCAACCUGAGGAACAGUUGCCUUUUCCUCCAGAGUGACAUCAGCAUUGCCCUGGAUCCUCUGUACCCAUCCCGCUGCUCCUGGGAGACCUUUGGCUACGCCACCAGCACCAGCAUGGCCCAGGCCUCGGAUGGCCUUUCUCCCCUCCAGCUCUCAGGGCAGCUCAACAGCCUGCCCUGCUCCCUGACCUUUCGCCAGGAGGAGACCAUAAGCAUCAUCCGGCUCAUUGAGCAGGCUCGGCACGCCACCUACGGCAUUCGCAAGUGCUUCCUCUUCCUGCUGCAGUGCCAGCUGACUCUCGUGGUCAUCCAGUUCCUCUCUUGCCUGGUUCAGCUGCCACCACUGCUGAGCACCACCGACAUCCUGUGGCUGUCCUGCUUUUGCUACCCUCUGCUCAGCAUCUCUCUGUUGGGGAAGCCGCCCCACAGUUCCAUCAUGUCUAUGGCCACAGGAAAGAACCUUCAGUCCAUUCCUAAGAAGACCCAGCACUACUUCCUCCUUUGCUUCUUGCUCAAAUUCAGCCUCACCAUCAGCUCGUGCCUCAUCUGCUUUGGCUUCACGCUGCAGAGCUUCUGUGACAGCUCCCGAGCCCGCAACCUCACCAACUGCUCCUCCAUCAUGCUGCCCAGCCAUGCUGACACAGCUCCGGCCUGGUUUGAUGAUUUUGCCAAUGGGCUGCUGACGGCUCAGAAGCUCACGGCCGCCCUGAUCGUCCUGCACACAGUCUUCAUUUCUAUCACCCAUGUGCAUCGCACCAAGCCCCUGUGGAGAAAGAGCCCCUUGACAAACCUCUGGUGGGCCGUGACGGUGCCUGUGGUCCUCCUGGGGCAGGUGGUCCAGACAGCAGUGGACUUGCAGCUGUGGACGCACAGGGACAGCCAAGUCCACUUUGGCCUGGAGGACGUGCCUCUGCUGACAUGGCUCCUGGGCUGCCUCUCCUUGGUCCUUGUGGUGGUCACUAAUGAGAUCGUGAAGCUGCAUGAGAUUCGGGUCCGGGUUCGCUACCAGAAGCGGCAGAAACUGCAGUUUGAAACUAAGCUGGGCAUGAACUCCCCCUUCUGAGCCACUGGCCACUGUGGUCAUAUUUGCCCUGGCCCCAGGGCCACAGGCAGACCAGUUUCUGAGUCUGGGGAGUUGGUAUCAUGAAUAUUUCUGGGUGUCCUCUUACGCCCCAUGGCAUUGGAGGCCGGGCUCCACGUCAGACCCAGCUGUUGUCCUUACCGCCAGGGCUUUCCCAUGGAGGAGUUGGUGAGCCAUGGCCUCAGCAUCAGGACAGUGUGGUCUUGAAUGUAUGACCCAAUGCACUUAGUAUAGGGGACCUUAGCCUCCUCCACCUGCAGGCUGUCCUCCUUUAGGGUCUCUUAACCCAGGGCCCUCUGUUGUAGGGUCUCCAAGCAGAGCCAAGAACCAUGGGGCCCGGGCCUCAGUGGCAGCCACCGUGGUGGGUCCAGACAGACCACUGUUGACGACAGCAGUGGUAGUGCACCCUCCCUGCGCCCCACCUGUCCUCCUGGGAGAGGGGCCUGGAGGUGGUCAAGUACUUCCCUCCCUUCCUCUGUGGGGGAGCCUCACGCUCAGAUCUGAAGAUGAAGAAGCCCCCUGCCUUGCCCUGGAACCUCGUCCUGUGCCUGCCUCCACGCUGGCCUUGAGCGUCAGUCUUGGGGCUAUGGCCCAGGGCUCCUUUUGGCCCCUCACCCUAUUUUUCCUGUGAGAAUGUUUUUACUGGUGUAUAUUUUUUACUGGAAAUGAGCCUUUUAGGAAUGAAUGUAGACUGGUUUGUAUUAAAACUUGUAAAUUGCUUAAGAAAAA